Racocetra persica is the source of this 199-nucleotide messenger RNA. The record is from the annotation of a GenBank genome assembly. Lineage: Eukaryota; Fungi; Glomeromycota; Glomeromycetes; Diversisporales; Gigasporaceae.
AGGUGAAAUUGCCUGUCGUGUGAUUCGUACUGCUAAAAAAUUAGGAAUAAAGACUGUUGCAGUCUACAGCGAAGCAGAUAAACAUUCACUACAUGUUAAAAUGGCGGAUGAUGCAUAUUUAAUUGGACCUGCACCUUCUUCAGAAAGCUAUUUAAAUAUUGAAAAAAUAAUUGCUGUGGCCAAAGAAAGUGGUUCACAG